Molecule: messenger RNA, 2134 nt
Organism: Suillus subaureus
Lineage: Eukaryota; Fungi; Basidiomycota; Agaricomycetes; Boletales; Suillaceae
Exons: 6
Coding region: 87-2039 (650 amino acids)
Source: RefSeq, a predicted model, not a curated record
UCAUCUUGACGGGUCCGUGGCUUGCCCUAUAUUACUAUAGUUUUUGCUCAGAUCUUAUUAACAGACUCAUAACAAAACCAGCGCAAAUGGCCCAGAGAUACCAUGUCUUUUCGCUCCCUCCCGAAUUACUGGAGACCCUUACACCUCGGAAUCUAAUCAGUCGACCACCACCCCCGGAAGCCUCGACUCUCGUACAAACAACUCCUCCAGUAUCAGACAAUGCGAGAGCGUGCAACAUUUGUCUCGGAGCGACCUUUGCAGACGUAACUGAGCAACGAACUCAUUUUCGAUCCGAUUGGCAUCGAUACAAUGUAAAGAUUCGCCUGAGGGGCGGCAGCCCUGUGACGGAGCCAGCCUUCGCACAGCUUGUUGACGGACUUGAAGAUUCCAUUUCAGGGUCUGCAUCAUCUGACGAGAGUUCUGAUGAUUCUGAUGCAGUCAAGGCCCUCGUCAGCAAAAUCAAGCGAACAUCGAGAUCGCCUUCGCCCAGUGAGGAGCGUAAAACACCACUUACAGCGGUUUCUUGGUUCCAUUCGCCUCCAUCCACUCAAAUCGGGGUGUACAGGAUGCUAUUUCCAAUAGAUACCCCUCCUCCGUUGUACUUGGCGGAGCUGAAGAGCAUUCAAGAACGUGUGAAAGGUGGACGCAAGUGGGCUAUGUUUAUGGUUGCCGGAGGUCACUUCGCAGGUGCAAUAGUAGAAGUCAGUAGACCUGCAGAAAACCAGGAUUCCACUGUCUCUGCAAAGUCGAAGAAGAAACCGCCAAAACCCAAGCCAGAGACAUCAAUUUUGAAACACAAGACAUUUCACCGAUACACUACUCGCCGUAAACAGGGUGGUUCGCAAUCGGUAAAUGACAAUUCCAAGGGUGCUGCCAUUAGUGCAGGUGCCAUGCUUCGUCGUUAUGGCGAGCAAGCUCUCCGAGAUGAUAUUCGCAACCUUCUUUUUGACUGGGCUGAUGACAUUCAGGACUGCGAAAGAAUUUGGUUACGUGCGAGUGUCUCUAACAGGCGGAUCUUCCUCGACUACGAAAAUUGCGUCAUCAACAAAGGAGACGAUCGUUUGAGGACCUUCCCUUUUCCAACGCGCCGACCCACUCAAUCUGAGCUUGUGCGAUGUCUUCUGGAGCUUACCCAAGUGAAGACAUCACACCUUACAGAGGAAGCGCUUCUAGCGCAGGACGAAGCGUUCCUCGCUUCCUUGCCCAAGCCUAAAACUACACCUUUCACUGCGCCCACCGCGGCGCCUGAAAAGGCAAAACCACAACGAUUGACUAAAGAGGAGGAAGCCUACCGCGAGAAGUGGUCUCGGUUACUAGAUAUGAUCAGCAAAGGUCGUUCAGAGCCUCUCAGAUCCUUCUGGGAGCGUGAAGGCGCUUCCCUUGGUGGCGUCGAUGCCCCCAUACCAGAAUGGACAGGGGAUAGGCGCGCAUCGUUGCUCCAGGUCGCUGUGCAAUCAGGCCACGAAGACGUUACACGCUUGCUGCUGUAUGAUUUGCACGCCGAUCCAACCAUUAUCGUUCCGUCUUCAGGCGUACAUCAGGAAGACAAAGCUGCCAAUGAAUCUGAUGCAUCGGACGCGCCUCCUCUACAAGGUGCAGGUUCGCGCCGUACUGCCUAUGACUUGGCCCGUACAAGAGCAGUCCGUGACAUCUUUCGCCAGUGUGCGGGGGAUCACCCUGACUGGUGGGACUGGUUUGGAGCGGCACGUGUUCCGAGCACCUUCAAUAAGGAAAAGGAAGAUGCGAGGGAUGAGAAGAAGAAACAAAGGAAGAAAGGCCUGAAAGAGAAAAUGCGGGAACGGGAAGCCAGAGAGAGAGAGCGGGAAGGUAAACAGUUUGACAUGGAUAAUGAACAGGUGGGGACAAAGUCAGAGUCUCGCUCUCAAGACCCUACGGCUCCCCGAAAGCUCGGAGGUUCGUCCGGCGCAGCCGAUAGCGUCCUUGGUUUAACUGUUGAGUUGAGAGCAAAGGUGGAGCGGGAACGAAGAGCCCGAGCGGCUGAAGCACGGUUGAAAACUCUCACCGGAGCACGACAGUAGAUGUAGUUGAUAAUUAAUUUUAUCAGCUAUGAAAAAUAAAAUGAAUGAGAAUGACUCGUAGUAUUUGGGCCACAUCUAGGAUCCCUGCCCUGGCC